Bufo gargarizans (Asiatic toad) is the source of this 1720-nucleotide messenger RNA. RefSeq lists its product as uncharacterized. NCBI's taxonomy places the organism in Eukaryota, Metazoa, Chordata, Amphibia, Anura, Bufonidae. The coding region runs from base 1 to 1137 and encodes 378 amino acids. The record is from RefSeq and is a predicted model, not a curated record. The transcript is spliced from 2 exons.
AUGCCUAGGUCCCACAAUAGUGAUCAGGGCUCAGCAGAGGAGGAAUUCCCUCUGGCUGACUUAACCCCUUCAGUGCACACGGAUCAGGACAGACUGCAGACAGAGCAAUCACAGGCUUUUCAGAUGUCUGUCUCUAAUGCUAUUGCAGCAGCUAUGGGAUCCAUGACAUCUGUCAUAUCCCAGUCCAUUGCACAGGCCCUAGCUACCCAUCCGGCUAAUAUGCCGCAACCCGCUACGGUUUCUAAACUGGCCGGGCCUGGGCCGCAUGCCUCCAGAACAACCUUGACUGGUGAUGAUGUUGCCACCAAUGUUGGCGCGCUUGGUUCGCGCAAGAGAGCCUGUCCGCGUCAGGCAGAACGCACGCGAGAAUGGAAAUGGGCUACAGCACAACAGGAUUGGGCUACCGACUCUGAGGUCGGUUCUGAGGAGGAGGCUAUAGAUGACGCCUUUGAUGAGGCAGAGCAGGAUCCCUCCGGGGUCAUGGAAUCUAACCCCCUACCCGGGUGUAGUACUCACAGAUCGUCUGCAGACGCACUACCUGCAGAUUUGGUGGACCCCUCUGGGGACCUGUUAUUUAACCCUGACUCGCUCCAUCACCCGCGAUCCGCGGAAUGGCUACCUUUGGACCAUGUGUCCAAAUAUUUGAAGGCGCGGGUGCGAUGCCCUCUAUCCAGAGAGGCCCGCAAUAAGCUCAGGGCGGAAUGCCCCAGACCGAUUAUCCCCAACAAGGUCUGCGAUACCCCGUCUGUGGAUCCGAAAAUGAUCCAAUUCCUUUCUAAAGCGGGUUGGAACCCGCGUAAGGGCCUGGAGUCAGCCCUACGCUCCUGCCAGGACAAACUCCUGGACAUAUUUGGCCCUCUAGCCAAGAUUUUUGAUCUGGCAGAGUCAGCUAAGGCUGAGGGCGGUCAGGUAGACCCAGUAGAAUUGCGCGAGUGGGUGCAGCGCGCCAUUUGCAUUGGGGGUAACGUGAAUACGUCCCUAUCCAUGGAACGGCGUAAGGCCAUUCUGUUCAAAAUUGAACCGAAACUCUCGAAUCUGGCACUGACAGACAGGAAAGGAGGCUCAAGGCCUACUAUUUGGAGAGUCCUUCAUCAAGGACCUAGGCCGCUAUGUCGGCGCUUUCACCGCCCUCGAUAAAGCCCAGAGCUCAAUGAAGAGGGUUUUCCAGGGUAGGGUCUCUACCAGGGCCGGCAGUUUCAGGGGCCGUCUGUCCGGCCGAGCCCAGUACCAGUCCCGUGGUUCGGGUCGAGGCUCCUUCUCACAGAGACCGGCUUUCCAGGAGCACAGGCGGGAUCCAGCUCCUUUCUUCCCAUCCAGAGGAAAUCCUUGGAGAUCCAGAGGGUAUAGAGGACAACCCGGUUCCAGACGCCCCUAUGGUUGAGACUGACGUGUUGGGCAGUCGUCGUGGUUCUGCAUGAUGGUUUGGAGGGUCGGCAGUUUUGGUUCCAGCCGAUCGUUGUGGUGGAAGAGACGAGAAUUACUUAUCAAGCUGUCGUUCCGGUUUGGUUCCUGAUUCGUUUCCGGAUGACUGGCGGUUCCUUCCCAGGAGGUCGGAUGUUCGGUUUCCAGUUUUGUUGGGACUGUUUGGACUCUGGUUACAAAGAAAGAGGAGGUUCUGAUGGAGGAGUGACCUAUUAUACUAGGACUAUGGGAGGGGUUUGGUCACAUGUUCAAGUUUUUCUUUGCUGCUAUUGGUCAGAGUAAAGAAGGAGAAUAGCAA